Molecule: messenger RNA, 2052 nt
Organism: Rubroshorea leprosula
Lineage: Eukaryota; Viridiplantae; Streptophyta; Magnoliopsida; Malvales; Dipterocarpaceae
Source: the annotation of a GenBank genome assembly
AAAUAGACGAUGAUAAAGAACUAGCUAAUUUGUAAGAGAACAAAUCACAGCGAUUGACCAUGGCUAUUUCUUUGUCUCGAUUACAAAAUUUGCUCGAUUCAAAUGGAGGCAUGUUGAUGCGGAUGGUUUUGGUGUUUUAUCCGUCAUUCUCAGUGCCUUAUAUCGCUCGAGUAAUACUCCUAUUUAAUGCGAUUGCAGAAAAAGUGAAUCAUCUAGUGCUGAGACCUCUUCAGGGUUGGAUUGUUGUGGUGAUGAGCAAAAUACAGAAAGCUCUUCUGUUGUAUUGGCAAUCUACAAUGAGCUCUACACUCGAUCCGAUUGUAGAGAAGAUGAACAAUGCAUGGGAAGAUCUCAUGCUGUAUUUGCUGUCGAAGGUGAGAGCUGUGCGAGAUCGGAUUGCCGGUAAGAUGAAAAAUGUAUCGGAAGCUCUUGAGAUGCAUCUUGCCGAUGAUGCAGAAAUGGGUCAACCGAAGGUGGUGUUACGCCCACCAACAGAUCUCGGCUUCUUUGGAUUCAUGCUAGGAGUCGUUGGAUCCAUUACUCGCAACGAGUUUGGAUUGAAGUAUCCCACCUGGAUAAUUGCCUGUUUCUGUUUUAUGAUGCUUGGUUUCAAGAGCUGGUUAGAUAAGCACUGGUUGGAUUUUGAGGAAGAUCUGCCACAGCUCUCUGCAGAUACUAAUAGCAUAGGAAGCGCCACCAUGAUUACUUCUCUCCCAUCCACCUUGUACUUCGUUACUGGUUGCAUCUUCAAGCCAACUGGUGGCGAUGCCAGCAGUCUAUUAAGAGCAGUGUGGAGACGAGAUUACACUAGAAGAGCUGGUGAUGAGGAAGAACAGUUUAGGGAGAUGGUUAAUGGGAUUAAGCUAAGAAAUGAUAAAGUUGAUUCUUGGAAAUGGGUUCAUAGUAGUGAUGGUUUAUAUUCUGUGUUGGCAUGGUGGGGUUUGCAGAGUGUUUUGCCGAAUGAUAUUUUUGGUUUGGCAGCCUGUGGUGCAAGGUAUCCUGGCGCCACCAGAGACGGUUCUGGAUGUUUGCUAUCACUUCGCUACCUAAAUCAGGAGCUUCAUUGGUUUAAGAAAUCUUAUGGGUCAUGGUUCUUGGGAGACUAUGUUUGUGAAGAUGGCCGCUUGUAUACUGCUACUCCAGUUGAUCCAGUUUUCAUAUUGCUGCCUAUUUUUGAAGAAGCAAUAAUGAAGAAAGGGGAUGAUCCUGGAAAGUUCAAGGCAUUAGAUGAGAUACUCUUCGUCAGUGACUAUACUGGAUAUCAACAUUUAAUGUCCUUGGCUGAGAAAUGCAUGCAUGUUGUCUGUGAAAUCAAAGUAUCUACAAACAGCAAUGUUGAGCAAAGGUUGAGUGAGGGAGAGAAUAUGUUGAGUGGAUUAAUGCAGCUAAUGAAGGCAAGAUUCCCUGACGAGAAUAUCACAAAUAUUCUACAAGCUGCCAACCAAUUAGUUGCUGCCAACAGAUUGGAUAGAGAGGUAGAUGAUAAAUAGAUUUUUCAUUGGGAGCUUUGCUGGGACAAAUGUGGUCAUUAGUAGAAAAAAUCAAUGGAAAAAAAUUUUUGAGCUUAUGUUUUGUCCUUUUUUUUUUUAACUCUUCAGUCUUUUCUUAGGUUCUCAUCUCUUCUACUUUGGUUUUUGGUGAGCUUAUGUUUUUGUUCUUUUCAAUCUUCAUGGAAAUCUGUACUCAUUGAAUUUUAUUUUUCAAUAGGCACAUGCACCCGUCAAGAGGUAUUUAACACUCACUCAUACCUCUUUGUUUUGGUUUCACUAUUUUCAAAGUUUAAUCUCUCAAAUUUUUUUUUUUUCAUUUCUUUUGAUUGAAUUUUUGAAAUUUUAGUUAUCAUUGAGUUUCUUUCUACUAAAUUGUAGGUUUUGAAUGCUAAUAGUGGGCAAGGUUUUUCUCCAAAUAAUGGUUCCUCUUCACAUUCAAGCCAUCACCUUUUAUCUCGCCAAAAUGAAAGUAAUGAAGAAAAUGAAAGGCAAAGGGAUUGAAAGGCAUGUUUGUAUCUUUUCUUGGAUCUGUAAUUUCUGGCAAUAAGCAUUUAAUUGAACU